Messenger RNA from Homo sapiens (human), 4259 nucleotides. It is a transcript of the gene LAMTOR3, whose product is annotated as late endosomal/lysosomal adaptor, MAPK and MTOR activator 3. Gene Ontology annotation, cellular component: bounding membrane of organelle; late endosome membrane; cytoplasm. Gene Ontology annotation, molecular function: kinase activator activity. The record is from RefSeq and is marked reviewed. The coding region runs from base 250 to 603 and encodes 117 amino acids. The transcript has 7 exons. NCBI's taxonomy places the organism in Eukaryota, Metazoa, Chordata, Mammalia, Primates, Hominidae. Gene Ontology annotation, biological process: positive regulation of intracellular signal transduction; regulation of TOR signaling.
GGAGGGGAGGGGCGCGGCCGCCGGACGCGCCCUCGCAGCUUCCGCCGGGCCCCUCCGGAAAUCCCGUAUCGUAGGGCGACGGCGGCUUAGAAAGUGCUUCCUGGAGCGCAGACGAGGUCAUGAAUCAUGUGACGGUGGCUUGAGGAGGAACCUGUCUUUAAAGCUGUCCCUGAAGUGACAGCGGAGAGAACCAGGCAGCCCAGAAACCCCAGGCGUGGAGAUUGAUCCUGCGAGAGAAGGGGGUUCAUCAUGGCGGAUGACCUAAAGCGAUUCUUGUAUAAAAAGUUACCAAGUGUUGAAGGGCUCCAUGCCAUUGUUGUGUCAGAUAGAGAUGGAGUACCUGUUAUUAAAGAGCAUGCUUUGCGACCUGGUUUCUUAUCCACUUUUGCCCUUGCAACAGACCAAGGAAGCAAACUUGGACUUUCCAAAAAUAAAAGUAUCAUCUGUUACUAUAACACCUACCAGGUGGUUCAAUUUAAUCGUUUACCUUUGGUGGUGAGUUUCAUAGCCAGCAGCAGUGCCAAUACAGGACUAAUUGUCAGCCUAGAAAAGGAACUUGCUCCAUUGUUUGAAGAACUGAGACAAGUUGUGGAAGUUUCUUAAUCUGACAGUGGUUUCAGUGUGUACCUUAUCUUCAUUAUAACAACACAAUAUCAAUCCAGCAAUCUUUAGACUACAAUAAUACUUUUAUCCAUGUGCUCAAGAAAGGGCCCCUUUUUCCAACUUAUACUAAAGAGCUAGCAUAUAGAUGUAAUUUAUAGAUAGAUCAGUUGCUAUAUUUUCUGGUGUAGGGUCUUUCUUAUUUAGUGAGAUCUAGGGAUACCACAGAAAUGGUUCAGUCUAUCACAGCUCCCAUGGAGUUAGUCUGGUCACCAGAUAUGGAUGAGAGAUUCUAUUCAGUGGAUCAGAAUCAAACUGGUACAUUGAUCCACUUGAGCCGUUAAGUGCUGCCAAUUGUACAAUAUGCCCAGGCUUGCAGAAUAAAGCCAACUUUUUAUUGUGAAUAAUAAUAAGGACAUAUUUUUCUUCAGAUUAUGUUUUAUUUCUUUGCAUUGAGUGAGGAACAUAAAAUGGCUUGGUAAAAGUAAUAAAAUCAGUACAAUCACUAACUUUCCUUUGUACAUAUUAUUUUGCAGUAUAGAUGAAUAUUACUAAUCAGUUUGAUUAUUCUCAGAGGGUGCUGCUCUUUAAUGAAAAUGAAAAUUAUAGCUAAUGUUUUUUCCUCAAACUCUGCUUUCUGUAACCAAUCAGUGUUUUAAUGUUUGUGUGUUCUUCAUAAAAUUUAAAUACAAUUCGUUAUUCUGUUUCCAAUGUUAGUAUGUAUGUAAACAUGAUAGUACAGCCAUUUUUUUCAUAUGUGAGUAAAAAUAAAAUAGUAUUUUUAAAAAUAUAGUUUGAGCACUGUAUAGGUCCUUUUUUUGUUCAGACUUUUUCCAAAAAUCUAAACAUAAUUAAUAUACUCUUUCAGCCACAUGAAUAAAUAAUGAGUGUUUCUUGUAGGUAUUGGUUUGGAGAUUGUUUUACGGUAGUAUGAACUGUUAACUGGAAAAGAAACCUGAGAUUGCAGUCAGCCAAGAUUGUGCCACUGCACCCCAGCCUGGGCAACAGAGACUCCGUCUCAAAAACAAAAAAGAAAAGAAACCAAGAAACCUCAGGCAUGAACCUAAUUUAAUCUCCAUGAAAGAGGUACUACAGUUCUAGAAUAUACCCUUUAUGUUCAGGAAUGCAGUCUAUCAUUCAGAGUUAAUUUCUUUCUAGGCUCUUUGACAAUCAGUUUUUCCCUGGAUCAGUUCAGUACAUAUGCAUUGAGCACCUGUGUGCCAGUCAGCCGAGCUAUCACAUUGCACAAUUCUAAGAAGCACCAUUCAUGUCUCAUCAUAUUUCUAUGCUCUGGGAGUUGCCUUUCACAUAGAAUAUGUGUGAUUGUUAUCCCUAGAAUUGUGCAGUGAGGCAAUUGGCUAGGUGCUGUGCUGCUUUUUCUUUCUUUCUUUUUUUUUUUAAGAGACAGAGUCUUGCUGUGUUGCCCAGUCUGGAGUGCAGUGGUGGCAUGAUCUUGCCUCACUGUAACCUCUGCCUCCUGGGUUCAAGCUGUUCUCAUGCCCCAUUCUCCCUUGUAGCUGGGAUUACAGGCUUACACCAUCGCACUUGGCAAAUUUGUGUAUUUUUAGUAGAGACAGGAAUUCACCAUGUUGGCCAGGCUGGUCUUGAACUCCUGACUUAAAGUGAUCCACCUGCUUUGGCCUCCCAAAAUGCUAGGAUUAUAGGUGUGAGCCACUGCACCGGGCCAUGUGCUACUUUUUCUUCCUUCCAUCCUUCCUCCCUUCUUCAGUGUAAAUAUGAGAUUAAUUUGUGAUACCUUACUUUAAAGAACUUAGAGUUCAGUAAAGGAAGCAGGUAUAGAAAGUGCUAUGAUAAAGCUAUACAUAGGAUGGUAUAGAACCACAGACUAGGGGCACUUAAAAUGGGCAAGAAAAUAGCCUUUGUAAAUAAAAUAGAGGCAAGAGAUAUAAUGCUUUACCUGCAAAGAGCUAUAAAUACAGCCAUGUACCAUAUAAUGAUGUUUCAGUUAGUGAAGGACCACAUACGAGGGUGGUCAGAACAGCAGGCUAUACCAUAUAGCCUAGGUGUGUAGUAGGCUAUACCAUAUAGCCUAGGUGUGUAGUAGUAGGCUAUACCAUAUAGCCUAGGUGUGUAGUAGUAGGCGAUACCAUAUAGCCUAGGUGUGUAGUAGUAGGCUAUACCAUAUAGCCUAGGUGUAUAGUAGUAGGCUAUACCAUAUAGCCUAGGUGUGUAGUAGGCUAUACCAUAUAGCCUAGGUAUGUAGUAGUAGGCUAUACCAUAUAGCCUAGGUGUGUAGUAGUAGGCUAUACCAUCUGGGGUUCCUGUCAGUACAGUAUGAUGUUCACAUAAUGAUGAAAUCACCUAACAAAGCAUGUCUCGAAAUGUAUCCACAUUGUUACGUAACACAUGACUGUAGUUAAUUGUUACAAUUGAAAUACUAGAUGUACUCAUUGAAAUCCAGAAUUCCCAUUAUCUGGAUUAUUUAAUAUCGUUCAGGAAAUUUUUGCCAGUGCAAUGGUGCAUGAAACAAUGUCUUUUAGAAAUGAGGUGGCCAGAUUUCUAUUUGCAGAUAAUAAUUGUAUAUCUAAAAAUCCUAGAAAAAGAAAUGAUAACAAAUGGAGCUACUUAACCUUUACAUGUUGAAUGCUGCCACUGUUAAAAUUUCUGAGGGGGUAUAAUAGAUAAACUAUCCCAUAGUUCAUCUGGAAAAAUAAGGUGGUGAAAAUUGCUAAGAAAUUUUUGAAAGGGUAAUGUAAACCUAGAUUAACUGUUUUUGAAAGGUAGUACAGAACUGAAUGCACAACUAGAUAUCAAUGGUAUGUACUCACCCAGAAAAAAGACUUCAGUACAUACAUGUGAGGGCUUAAAACAUUGUUAUAAAGACGGGAUCACAAUGGGAAAAGGAUUAUUCAAUAAGUAGGGCAGGCAUUCUCUAUGCCUGCUAGGGAAGUGUGACUUGUUAUACUCUUUAUGUACAGCAAUUGGCAGUCUGUGAAACUUUUAAAUUCAUAUACAUAACCUUUUGCCCUGCAAUUCCACUUCUAGAAAUUUAUCCUACCAAACAAAGCACAUAGAUGUGCAAAAGUAUGUAUUUACAAGUAUAUUCUUUGCAACUUGGUAAUGUCAAAGAAUUGGAAGCAACCUAAAUAUCUGCCAUAGGUAGGAUAACCAUAUGCUUUGGCUUUUUGAACACUACCAGUUUAUACCUGCUGUUCUUGGAUAAUUAUUAAUAGUGCUUUCAUUCUCAAUGUCUCACUUUAGAUAAUAAAUUACAGAGGAUUGGUGAAACUAAUUUGCCCAAUGGAAAAAGGAAUGAAGAAGUGCUUUAGGUACUGAGAUGAAAAGAUCUCUAAGGCAUAAUAAUGUUUAUUGAGAAAAGCAUGGUGUCAAACUGUAUGGCAUGCUACAAUUGAUGUAUAAGAAGAAAAAAUGUGUAUGUAUUCCUAUUUGUUUGUAUAUGGUAGACUGUCUCUGAAGACAUAUAUGGAAGAACCUGAUCACAUUGGUAGUCUCCAAGGAGCAGAACUAGAUACCUGGGGGAUAAGGAUCCCAGGAGUGAGCCUUUUCAUUGUAAACUUCAUUGUACUUUGAGUUUUUAACUGUUCAAAAAUAAUAAAAUUAGAAAUAAAAUAUUUCAACAAACAAUAAAAUGGGAUAUUUGGGGAAGAAAGUUGUCUCAGGGCUCUCCAAAGAAGCAG